AUGCAUCAAUUAUCUUCAGUCUUAUUACCACUUGUGGUUCUUACUACAAACUUGUUUCCAACAAUCAAAGGUUAUUAUGUUCCUGCAUCAGGUGAAGAUUGGACCAACUACAAGCCAAGUUGCGAUUUCUUACCUGGAAGUCUCAAGACAUUACCUUUUUCAUUUGGAAUAGUUGUGAAUCCCUAUAUUGUUGACGAGGACGGGGAUUUAAAGGAACCCAAGAUUAGUUCAAUUGCAAGAAGUUUAACUACAACAGUUGUAACUAGUUUUGUUACACCAGCACCAAAGCCAACAAAGACAAAGGAUAUCAUUUUACAAAUCCAAGAUGGACAAGUUCAAAAGGUAAAUGAGGAGUUGUAUGACGAGAAUUGUCCUGACGAUAAAGAAAAACUCAAAGGUGAGAAAAAGAAACCUAUUAAGAAUAAAGAUGAUAAUUUUAUUGACGAAGGGGGUUUGUUAAAGAGAGACAAUAUUGAAGAUGAAUCGUCAUUGGCAGAGUCAGAGAAACCAAACACCGAGACAGUUGACGAAGUUUACGAAAAGGAACGUAAAAGCGGUAAAAGCCGUAGUGGUAAACAUGGUAAAAAACAUCGCGGAGAUCGUGCUCAUAAUAAAAAGCAUCGUGAACAUAACAAGAAAUGGAAAGGAGACCAAUCAUCAGAUGAUGAAGACUCUGAAGAAGCAGGAAAGGAUGAAGAAAAAGAAGAUGAUGGAGAAACUUCCGAUGAAUUUGUAUCACCUGUUUACUCCGUUGCCUGCUAUACCAAUUCCACUUUAAGAAUGACUUUGAAAGAUUCAGUCUUGAGAGACUCUGACAGUAGAAUCGGAUGUAUUGUUUCUGGUCACCAGUUCCAAUUCGAUGGCCCUGUUCCACAACAUGGUGCCGUUUUCGCUGCAGGUUGGUCAGUCACAAAAGAUGGACAAUUAGCUUUAGGUAACUCUACCAAAUUCUAUCAAUGUGCUUCUGGUCAUUUCUACAAUUUAUAUGACCAACCAAUUGCUUUCCAAUGUCACCCAGUCACUUUGGAUGUGGUUGAAUUAAUUGAAUGCUAA
Messenger RNA from Lodderomyces oxycetoniae, 1053 nucleotides. RefSeq names its product Pir32p (gene PIR32). The coding region runs from base 1 to 1053 and encodes 350 amino acids. Gene Ontology annotation, cellular component: fungal-type cell wall. NCBI's taxonomy places the organism in Eukaryota, Fungi, Ascomycota, Pichiomycetes, Serinales, Debaryomycetaceae. The transcript has a single exon. Gene Ontology annotation, biological process: fungal-type cell wall organization. The record is from RefSeq and is a predicted model, not a curated record. Gene Ontology annotation, molecular function: structural constituent of cell wall.